Molecule: messenger RNA, 2052 nt
Organism: Diaporthe citri
Lineage: Eukaryota; Fungi; Ascomycota; Sordariomycetes; Diaporthales; Diaporthaceae
Exons: 2
Coding region: 1-2052 (683 amino acids)
Biological process (GO): superoxide anion generation; defense response
Cellular component (GO): plasma membrane; NADPH oxidase complex
Molecular function (GO): calcium ion binding; superoxide-generating NAD(P)H oxidase activity
Source: RefSeq, a predicted model, not a curated record
AUGGCUGAGGGCGACAUCCGACCGCUCACCGAACCGGAGAUCAACAGCUUCCUCGACGACCUGGACCACAACAAGGAUGGCUUCAUCGACUACACCGAAGUAGAGCAGAAGCUCGACGCCGUGUACGACGAGCUCGUCCAGGGGAAACCGCAGGCCCACCACCGCCUGCACCGGCACCAUGAGCACAACACAAAGCAGGACCAGGACCGCCAUGCCUUCCUCCGCAGCAUCAUCGGCUCCGACGUGCAGAAGAUCCCGCGCUCCGACUUUGCCGCCCGGGUGCGCGAGUGGGGCGUCCCCUCGAUGGAGCAGGACAGCGAGGCCGACGCGUGCCAGAAGGCGUACAUGCGAUCUCUGGGGGUAUGGCGGCGGCUGAGAUCGUACUGGGCCGUCCACGGGCCCGAGAUCGCUUUCCUGUGCCUUGUCGUCUCUCUCCAGACCGCCUUUGGCGUGUGGCAGUGUGUCAAGUACGCAACGACUCCACAGUAUCAAGCCGCGUUCGGGUGGGGGGUUGUCCUCGCGAAGACGUGCGCCGGGGCACUGUACCCGACCUUCUUCUUUGUGAUCCUGAGCAUGUCGCGGUACUUCUCGACCUUUAUGCGCAAGUGGUACCACGUCAGCCGGUUCAUCAACUGGGACCUGGGCCAGAGCUUCCAUGUCAAGAUGUCCUGCGUCGCGCUGGCGCUGGCCACGCUGCAUGCGAUUGGCCAUCUGACCGGAAGUUUCAACUGGGGCAGCAGGCAGAGUAACGAGGACGAGGUCGCGGCUCUGCUCGGCCCGGAUGCAGUCCCCAGGCCGUACGUGAGAUAUGUGAGGUCCCUGCCCGGUUGGACAGGCAUCGUGGCUCUCGGCUUGUUCUAUCUCCUUGCGCUGCUGAGCAUGCCCGUGGUCCGUAAGUGGAACUACGAGGUUUUCCAGCUGGGACAUCUGCUCAUGUUCCCCAUCAUCGGGUUGAUGAUGGCGCAUGGGACUGCCGCACUCCUGCAGUGGCCAAUGUUCGGCUACUGGCUCGCGUUUCCGACCCUGCUGGUCCUCGUUGAGCGGGUCACCCGGAUAGCUGUUGGAUUCCACCGCAUCCCGGCCACUUUGACUGUGCUGGACAGCGAGACCGUCGAGGUGAAGGCCACCAUCCCGAGUGAGCGGCUCUGGAAGUACCAGGCUGGACAGUAUGUCUUCCUGCAGGUGCCUGAGCUUGGGAACUUUCAAUGGCAUCCCUUCACGGUGUCCAUUUGCGUGGGGAAGGAGAUGCGGCUACACAUCAAGACAGACGGUAACUGGACUGGAAGGCUUCGAAAACUGGCUACUAGUAGUGAGAGCGGCAAAGCCGAGAUUGAAAUCGGGAUCAAUGGUCCGUUUGGUGCACCAGCUCAGCGCUUCUAUGAUUUCAGCCACACCAUCGUCGUUGGGGCGGGUAUUGGUGUUACGCCCUUUUCUGGAAUCCUUGCCGACCUCCAGGCCAGAGAUGAUGCCGCUCACGGACAUCCCGGACACGCGGAUGCCCACAAGAACGAAAAGGAGGCCUUGAGCAACGCUGCCCAAGCAGACGCCAAGCCGGUCGCCCCUCCGCCUCCCCAUCACCAGGCAGAUUCCAGCCAGACCACGCUGGCGGCUGAGAAACCCAAGUUCGCAGAUGACUACCGACGGGUCGACUUCCACUGGAUGGUCCGCGACCGAAACCAUCUCCUGUGGCUUUCAGACCUAAGCGCAAGAACAUCUCCACCCACGUCUACCGAUGGCUCCUCGAGAUGCACCGCACGCCCGAACCACCCAGAGAGCCCGCUCACGGGGCUGAUCAACCCGUCGCUGUUCGGCCGCCCAGACUUCACCAGCAUCCUCGACUCGCACUACGAAGAGAUGCUGAAGUACAAGGCGGUCCUGAACGAGAGGGACCCCCGGCGCUGGAGCGACGAGGAAUUCAAGGUCGGUGUCUUCUUCUGCGGCACGCCUGUCGUGGGGGAAAUGCUGGCGGACCGCUGUCGGCUCUUGAGCGCGAGGGGGCGCAACGACUCCAGCAAGAUUGAAUACCACUUCAUGAUGGAGGUAUUCGGAUGA